AUUAAAACACCUUUGCACCCACCUCAUCCUCAUGCAAUCUCUGAUUAAUUCUACUUUUUUAUAUUUCUUUUACUUUUAUGUGUCUGAUAAUUUAAUUGAAUAGUAUUAAAUUGUUACAGACCAAGAAAAUCCCUCCCUUUUUAUUUCUAAAUCUUGACCCAUUUGUACAUCAACUUGUACCUCUUCGUAUCUUCACGUCCUUUCUUCUUCCUCUCUCUCUCUCUCUCUCUCUCUCUCUCUCUCUCUCUCUCUCUCUCUCUUUCCUGCGCAGAAAUAAAAAAUUUCAAUUUUUACUUCACCCCAUUAAUUGUUAAUGCAAGUAUUAUACUUGAGCUAUUCCGAAGUUUCCAAGUUUUACUUGUUAAGCCAGGUAAAUAUCACAUGCCUCACCGUGAAUUUAGCUAGGAUUUGAGUGCUUCUAUGCAGUUGCCAAAUGCCAAAUUUUGUUGGUUUCUUGAGGUAGCUUAAGAAGCUGAUGUUGCUUUUUGUUGUUGCAAAGUAGAAGUCAGAUUUGAGUAAAUGUACAUUGAAUGUGAGAGGUUGUGACAAGGUUCGGAGUAAGAAAGGCAGAUUACGGUUGAGACCUUUUAUAUUUUUGGGAUCACUAGAUUACAAGCUUCCAGGAAGGAUUGUGUCUAAGAUAGUCUGAUAUAAAUCCAAUAUACUGGAGGAAUUUGUCGAUACAUUGCUAGUAGAAAACAAGGGUUUCAAGUCUUCUUUUUAGAGAUAUUGUGAACCAAGGAACAAAGUGCAAUUUGAAAAUGGGGCAGUAUGCACCAGUCUGGGAUCAUACAGCAGCAAUUGAAGUAACAAAAGAUUGGAAUGGGAUUGAUCAGGUUUUGCUUCGUAACCCUCAGGGUGCCUCUUUACGGGUGAGCUUGCAAGGAGGACAAGUUACUUCUUGGCGGAAUGACAGAGGGGAAGAGCUCCUAUUCAACAGCAGUAAGAGCAUCUUCAAGUCUCCGAAAGCUACACGAGGAGGAAUCUCUGUUUGCUUUCCACAGUAUGGAAAUGGUGGUUCACUUGAGCAACUUGGAUUUGCAAGAAACAAAAUCUGGACCAUUGAGGAUGACCCUCCAUCUCUAUACUCAUAUGACCCACAAGGAAAAUCUUUCAUUGACUUACUGCUGAAACCUUCAGAAGAUGAUCUGAAGUUCUGGCCUCACGGUUUUGAGUUUCGCCUUCGGGUUUCGCUGGCAUCAGACGGAAGCUUAUCCUUGAUAUCUCGUGUUAGAAACAUCAAUGGCAAACAAUUCAGCUUCUCAUUUGCUUAUCAUACAUACUUCUCUGUUUCAGACAUAAGUGAAAUAAGGAUUGAAGGUUUAGAAACACUGGACUAUCUAGACAAUCUGUGCCAGAAAGAACGCUUUACAGAACAAGGAGAUGCUAUAACUUUUGAAUCUGAGAUCGACAGAGUCUAUGUUAGUUCUCCAAAUCGUAUUGCUGUUCUUGAUCAUGAAAGGAAACGAACAUAUCUGAUAAGGAAGGAAGGAUUGCCAGAUACUGUGGUGUGGAAUCCAUGGGAUAAGAAAUCCAAAGCAAUGGCGGAUUUUGGUGACGAUGAGUACAAGCAGAUGCUUUGUGUUGAUGGGGCAGCGAUAGAGAAACCCAUCACAUUGAAGCCAGGAGAGGAAUGGACUGGUCGUGUAGAGCUUGUGGUCGUGCCAUCGAGUUUUUGUGAUCUUUAAUCCUUCAAAGUCUGGGCAAAAGCAUUUUAGUAAAAGGCUCAGCAGCUUACGGAGGGACUGCAAACUCUAUACUAGGUUUAUUUACUUGUUAAUGAUGAUGUGUGAUACAUUUAGAGUCAUUAAACCGCUGUUAUGAACCGCCAAAGCCUAUUGUUUUUUGGAAUGGCUGUUUGGUGUUUUAUCUUUUGAAAGAGAGGUUUUCGCAGAUUAAAGUUUGCAUUGGCAUUAGUAAUUUCAGGUUUGCGCAAAUGAUACUGUCUUCGUGACUUAAUAUCGUUUUGGACUUUUUGGUGUUUUUUGAGUAUAAAUAGCAUAGCUUCCCCCGUGAUUGCCACUGUA
This is a messenger RNA of Nicotiana attenuata, 2027 nucleotides long. RefSeq names its product putative glucose-6-phosphate 1-epimerase. The record is from RefSeq and is a predicted model, not a curated record. Gene Ontology annotation, biological process: carbohydrate metabolic process. The coding region runs from base 762 to 1688 and encodes 308 amino acids. NCBI's taxonomy places the organism in Eukaryota, Viridiplantae, Streptophyta, Magnoliopsida, Solanales, Solanaceae. Gene Ontology annotation, molecular function: carbohydrate binding; isomerase activity. The transcript is spliced from 9 exons.